This is a messenger RNA of Salvia splendens (bonfire salvia), 1435 nucleotides long. RefSeq lists its product as uncharacterized. Gene Ontology annotation, cellular component: actin cytoskeleton. Gene Ontology annotation, biological process: actin filament depolymerization. The record is from RefSeq and is a predicted model, not a curated record. Lineage: Eukaryota; Viridiplantae; Streptophyta; Magnoliopsida; Lamiales; Lamiaceae. The coding region runs from base 92 to 1252 and encodes 386 amino acids. Gene Ontology annotation, molecular function: nucleic acid binding; actin binding; zinc ion binding. The transcript is spliced from 7 exons.
UCCUUCCUAAAACCCUUGUUUUCUAACAUUUGCAGGGAGGGCUUCCCUAAAAUCUAUCUUUGCCUCUUCUCUGCGAAAUCUUGAGAGAGAUAUGGUGAGUAAAAGGCAACAAAUAGCGAGAAAACGGUACAAAGAAGCUCACCCGGAGCUUUUCCCGCCGCCGCCGCCGCCGGACCCAAGCAAAAAGAAAAAGAAGAAGAGCAAUUUCAAGCGCAAAAGUUCUGACUCCACUAAUCCAAACAAAGUCAGGAAAUCAUCCGGAAAGAAGCACCCGCUCAGAGUCGCCGGUAUGAAGCCCGGUGAGAGCUGCUACAUAUGCAAAGCGCCCGACCACAUUGCCAAGAAUUGUCCCAAGAAAUCUGAGUGGGAAAGGAACAAGAUUUGUUUGUCUUGUCGGCAACGUGGCCACAGUCUUAAGAACUGCCCUAACCAGAAUGAAGAGUCUACAGAUAGGAAAUUGUGUUACAAUUGUGGAGAAAUGGGACAUUCUCUGGCUCACUGCACCCAACCUCUUCAAGAUGGAGGAACAAAAUAUGCCAAUUGUUUUAUAUGUAACGAAACCGGGCACUUGAGUAAAGAUUGUCCAAAGAAUACCCGUGGAAUUUACCCAAAGGGUGGGAGCUGUAAAAUUUGUGGAGGUGUGACACAUUUGGCAAGAGAUUGUCCCACUAAACGCAUCAGUAUCCACAAUGAAGCUGGUACGGCUGGUCAGUCAUCUUAUGUAAGGCCUAACCGGAUAACCAAGUUGUCGGGCGAUGACCUUGAAGAUGACUUUGUUCCUGUGGUUCCACUCGCUGGGAAAGACGAAGAUGUGAAGACAAAGAAAAAGCAGGGAGCCAAAGCGAAUUCGGCAUCUGGAAUGGCGAUCGAUGAUGAGUGCAAGCUGAAAUUCUUGGAGCUGAAGGCGAAGAGGAACUAUCGGUUCAUCACAUUCAAGAUCCUAGAUUACCAAGUUGUGGUCGACCAGCUAGGCGGCCCUGAUGAAUCCUACGACGUCUUCAUGUCCUCCCUCCCCUCCGAUGAGUGUCGCUACGCAGUCUUCGAUUUCGACUUCACAACCAAUGAGAAUUGCCAGAAGAGCAAGAUCUUCUUCAUUGCAUGGUCGCCCGAAACCGCGGUUGUAAGGAUGAAGAUGGUCUACGCUAGCUCAAAAGAUCGGUUCAAGAGAGAAUUGGACGGGAUUCAAUACGAACUCCAAGCAACAGACGCUAGCGAGAUGAGUUUCGACAUAAUAAAGUCGCGUGCCAACUAACACGCCUUUGCACUCAUGUCUUUUUAUUUCAUCUACUACUUUUAGUUGUAAUAAUGUGCAUGCUAGCUAGCUAGCUUUUCUACUGAAUCAUAUAUAGACGUAACAUAAAUAAGGGUGACUUGUCAUAGCCACCCACUACUACUAUUCUUACAAUAAAAGAAAUUGUUGAUGGAAUUGUUUGUA